ACACACCACCUUAGAUUUUCCUUUUAUGUAAUAAUCCUCUGAUGCAAGAAAACUACCAGAAAUGUAGAAAAGAUUGACUCAUAAUUACAUCUACCAAUUGAUUUUCCAUCAGUUAUGAAUGCCAAACUGAUUAUAAAACGAUUAAUGAAGCCAAAAACAGUGGUUCAAAUCCCCCUCCCCUGUUUCAAAAAAUCAGUGGUUCAAAGCCAUCCAAAAUAUUUUAAUCUUGAUCAGCUCACACUUUUUAGUUUUUAACUGGAAUAAAUGACUGGAGGACCUGUAUCCUGUCUAUAAAUAGAGUCUGAAAGUUUUUCUUUUAUAUCAAACACAAACCUUAAAAACUUGGGCUUUCAGAGCAUCCAUGGCAGCUUAUAUUUCACUUCAUUAUCUCCUCAUUCUUCUUAUACUGCUCAUUCUGUCUCCUACCUUCUUUCACCAAACCUGCAAGCUUGUUCAAGCUGAUCAUAGCUUGAUUGAAAACCAAUGUCACAAUGCAAAUGUGCCAGCGACAUGCCUUCAAUGUGUGGAAUCUGACCCUGAAGCCAAAACUGCUGAUCAAAUUGGGAUUGCCAUCAUUGUCGUGCGUUGUUUAAGCAACCAUUCAAGCAUCUUGGUCACCGAAACGACUAAAUUAGCUCGUAAGGCCAAAGAUAAGGAUUCGAAGCAUGUUUUCGAGUCUUGCUCCAAGGGUUUCUCAACAGCAAACAAGUAUCUGUCCGAUGUGGCUGCUUACCUGACAAUCGGUGAAUAUGGUAAAGCCGCUACCUCUGUGCUUGAAGCAUCUCAGAAUUGCAAUAUCUGCCAGGUUGACACAAAAAAACUCAGUGAAGAAUUACCAACUGCGACAAUUAUUCUCUAUGAAAUUGGGGUAUUCGGAGAACUUACAGAUGCAGUGAUGAGAAUGAUUGAUCGUUUCUAGGAGUUUCAUCAUCAUUCCUAUCUCCAUAAAUCAUGUGUUGGGAAUAAAUGACUACUGAAUGGGAGGAAUAAGCUUGAACUUUACCAUGCAUCAGAGAUUAAUGUUGUUUCCUGCAUAUGGAAUAUAUUAUGGAUGCUGUCUAUCUUUUGCUUUCAACUUUAAUGCAGUAAGAAUUAGCACAAUA
Messenger RNA from Tripterygium wilfordii, 1103 nucleotides. Its product is annotated as pectinesterase inhibitor-like. Gene Ontology annotation, biological process: negative regulation of catalytic activity. Lineage: Eukaryota; Viridiplantae; Streptophyta; Magnoliopsida; Celastrales; Celastraceae. Gene Ontology annotation, molecular function: pectinesterase inhibitor activity. The record is from RefSeq and is a predicted model, not a curated record. The transcript has a single exon. Bases 362 to 919 code for a protein of 185 amino acids.